Molecule: messenger RNA, 3275 nt
Organism: Closterium sp. NIES-67
Lineage: Eukaryota; Viridiplantae; Streptophyta; Zygnematophyceae; Desmidiales; Closteriaceae
Source: the annotation of a GenBank genome assembly
AUUCUUGCGACGAAUUGGAAACGACCGACACAUCAGCCCUGACGUGACAGGCGGUCACUCUGUAGGCGGUCAGGCACUCAUGCCUUCGGCCAAGCAACUUUCCAAAGCUUCAGCAUCAUGCCUUCGGCUAGUUAUUCUCCGCGUCCUCUCACUUUUAUUGGUCGAGUGCUCCUUGCCAUUACCUGCUCGCAUCUUACUUGUGCGCCUCGUCGCUAGGCAGACGGCACGGCGUGAAACAAACUUAUCGGAACGGUCGCACUCCCUGUGCACGCACAUACAGUGGAACACAGACACCUGUGCACGUUAUUAGCAGCUCGCGCUCUCUCUCUCCCCCGCUCCGCCACUGUCGGGCAUCCAUGCGCGCGUCUCUACAGUUCCGCCAGGGCGACGGCGCGCACCACGCGCCAAGCGGUCCGCUCUUCCGCCUCAAACUGCCCGUGUCGCUGCUAGGCCUUCCGCUCCCGCUCUUCUCCGGCUGCUCCGUCGGCUCUGCGCCCUCCGACGUCUCUCUCUCCCUCGGUACCGCCUUCACCGCCGGACCCUCCCUCCGCCUCACCUACCGCCCCAUCCGCGCACCCGCGCUCUCCGCGCCUCCUCACGAUGACUCCGCAGACGCCGCCGGGGUUCCCAGCGGGAAUUCCGCGUCUCUCCAUCUCGUGCUGAAGGCGGGGCUCGGUCGUCUCGGGUCGUCCCGCGAUGCCUUUUUGUCGGUAGCGGCGGAGCUCGAGUUUUGCCCUUCCGCAAUAUCUGCGGGCGGAGCUCCAUCCAAUGGUGUUGGGAAAAGCGCCUUCCGCGUCCCCCUGCGCGCGCAUAUCCGCUUCAAGGCGGAGCCGCGGGUAGGAGACCUUUCGUUCCGCCGAUUCCCAUCUGCCGCGGUACCUCCAGCGCGGAGAACAGGCGCAGGCGUGUCGGCGGAAGCAGCUCCCCCUGCGCGGAGCGCGAAGCCAUGCGCGCAAAGCAGCAGCGGCAGCGGGGAGCCGUCCGUGUCCGCGUGCACGCCGCUGUCCGUUGGGGCGCGCAGCCAGAGCUCUAGCCCGCGGAGCAGCGGAGGCAGCCGGGGGGGAAGCCAGGGAGGCAGCCGAGGGGGAAGUCCAGGGCGGGGAGCAAUCGGCGGAGAUGGGGAAAGGACAGUAGCAGAUGAAAUAGCUGCUGCCAGCACGGCUGCUUGCAAUGGUACUCCACCCGCUGCUUCCUCUCCCAUAUCCUCCCCAGGCGGACAAGCGUCUGCUGCUGCUGCUGCUGCCUCACCCACGUUGCAGAACAGCGUCACCAGCAGUGAGAGUAUAGUGGAGGGAGGGGCAGGCAGCGGCAACAGCCCAGGAGGAUUGCAUGCAGGACAAGGCACAGGAGGAGAGGGGAUUAUAGCACUGCCUGGUCUCUCUUCCUCGGCAGCAGUUUCUGCAACCCGCCUGUUGUCUCGGCGUCUCACUUUAUCUCCCAGCCCGCCUCACUCCCCCACAGCCGCUGCAGCUGCGGCUGCUGCUACAGCAGCGGCGGCAGCAGCGGCGGCAGCAGCGGUGGCGGCUGUAGCGGCAUCAGGGCAGCAGGUGACAUGGCAGUGGUCAGCAGCUGACCUGGCGGGCGCUGUGAGGAACGCGGGUUGGGGCAUUGGUGUUCGCAGCAGCGUGCCACUUGGCACUCACGGAGUGGCUUCUCUCCGCUGGCGGCUCACCCUCCCUCACUCCACCCCCUCUUCUUCCUCCUCCCUACCUCCGCCUCUUCCUGCUCCCAAUCCCCCGUCUCGCACCACCACCAGCAACACUCAAAGCAGCAGCGGCUGGUCCUCCUCGUCCUCCCACGCACCGUCCCUGCACUUGGAUAAGAUCAGUGUAGAGGUGCGCAGCAGGGCCUUCCGCUUCAUUCCUGCCUGCUGGGCCAUGCACGAACCACCCCCACCAGACGCCCUACCUCAAUCCCGGCCGGUGGCUGCUGCUACAGGUGCUGCUGCUGCAGGUGCUGCUGCCACCACCUCCCAGCCGCCCAGCCUGCCCACUUCCGCCACUCUCGUCAUGCCAGGUGUCGCGCCUCGACUGCUCCUCAUGCCCUCUGGGCCCCUUGGCUUCCGGCCUGCACUGGUGCCGCCAGGUGGCAGCACGGGAGUGGAUGGCAGGGCGCAGGGGGGCGCGGGACGGGUGGUGGGAGAGCAGGGGGAGGUGGCACGGCUUCGGGGGGAGCUCGUGGGGCUGAGAGCCGAGGGGCAGCGGCUGAAGCAGCAGGUAGAUGAGUUGAGGAGUGCAGUGGGCGAGGGCAGUGCAGGGGAGGGCGGUAAGGCAGGCAGUGUGGGAGAGACCAAGGGAGGGACGGGGAAGGGAGUGAAGGAGGGUGGGGCUGGGCCUGCUGCAGCCGUGAAGGGCACUGCAGGGCGGGCAGAGGCCGGCAAGGGAGGUGGCAGUACUGCUGCUGGUGGUGGAGGCAGUGGCAAGGAAACAAAAACAGCUCCUGCUCCAGGUGCUGCUGGCUCUGCCGCUGCUGCGGGUGGUGCUGGCAGCAAGGGGCAGAGCGGUGGCUGUGGCAAUUCUGAAAAGGAGAAGAAGCAAGGUGGAGGGCUCUUCGGUAGGUGGAGGGGCAGAGGAGACAAGAAGGAGAAGAAAGAGGAGAAGAAAGUGAGCUCAAGUGCUACCAGCAGCGGCAGCAGUAGCAGCAGCAACAGCAGUGGUGGUGGUGGUGGUGGUGGCCCUGGUGCAGAUGGUGCAGGUGGUGCAGUGAGUGGCAGCGGUGUGCCUGUGGCGAGCAAGGCAGGGCCUGCUGGCAGUGCAGCGGGUGCUGCUGCUGGCACUGAGACUGUGGGACGCACAGGGACACCAAGAGCUGCUGGGGCAGCUGCUGCAGGUGUGGGAGUGGACAUCCCAGUGAGCGCAGUCCGGGCUGAUAUCACUGCUGUGAGGAAUGCUCCUGGUCAUGGGCAUGGGCAUGGUGCUCUGUUACAUGGCCCAGCACCCAUAGAGGGGCAUGGGCCAGUGGGGCAAGGGUCACUGGCAGGUAAGGGGGCUUUAAGUGGUAGCGCUGCUGCGAUUGCUGCUCAGCUAGAGCUGGAGGAGGAGCUCAGGCAGGCCAUUCUGCAGGCGCGGGGAGGGGCUGCAUAGCUCACACUUGCUUUGGAUUACACCUGAUUAGGGACCCUGUGUGGUUUUAGGGGCGGCAUGAUGUAACCUAGGUACAGGCACUGUUGUGACUUGGCAACUUGGCAUGAUUUAGCAGUGGUAUGACUAGAUCCCAUGGUAGAUUAGAUACCUACUACGUUGAUGAGACUUGCAUAAUAGAUACUGCAAACUGUA